Messenger RNA from Cylicocyclus nassatus, 775 nucleotides. The record is from the annotation of a GenBank genome assembly. NCBI's taxonomy places the organism in Eukaryota, Metazoa, Nematoda, Chromadorea, Rhabditida, Strongylidae.
UCAGAAGCUAAUCAUUUUCAAGAACACAGGGAAGAAGAAACCUGGUAAAUCCAGAAUUCUAACCGAAGUUUUGCUAACAUGAGGCCCGUGCCAGGAUCACCAUGCCCUAGGAUCGUGCCAGUGCCAGAUGACAGUCCUAAACUCAAUCUAAUGUUCUACAAAUCUCUUAACAUUCUCAACGAUUCCCAGCUCCAGAAAGCAAAAAGAGAGAUUCGUGCAUGCCUCAGAGAGGAACAUGAACUUCAAGCUUUCUACUGCAAUUAUGCCAAAAGUGCAGUAUGCAAAGACGAGAAGAUAGAACUCUUGGAACAGCGCAGGACCUCCCUUUUUAAGGAGGUAUUCCUGAGAUCUCGUCUUCGGAAUGUCAAACAACGCAUUCACGAACAAUCAGCAAAGAAAAGGAAAACGGUCGGAGAACGCCUUUUGGAACAAGCCGAAAAGGAGAAGAAAGCGCUGCUCUCCAGAAGUGCUGUGCGAAAGCUCUUCGACGAUGAUGACGUCAACGAGCCCAAACGCAGUUGUGACUUGAACAAGGAUGGACAACAGACCAGCGUCUAGGAAACUCUACUGUGGAAGUAUUUCCACCUUUUUGAUAUGUUAUACCUCAUCCGAGAUGCAUGAGUUACUAAAAAUGUGUAAAACUCAUCCGGUUAAAUCUAUGAAGCUCAGCAUCUCAAGGGUAUUGUUUGUUGUGACCUUUCAGGUUUAACAUUGCCAUAAGUAAGCUUUAUUCUUUCAAACCUCUAUCUCAUACAUCCAUAUGUUCUCAUUUUCU